Molecule: messenger RNA, 807 nt
Organism: Orbicella faveolata
Lineage: Eukaryota; Metazoa; Cnidaria; Anthozoa; Scleractinia; Merulinidae
Product: pH-response regulator protein palI/RIM9-like
Source: RefSeq, a predicted model, not a curated record
AUGGUUGUCGUUUUCAGCAAAGAGAAGCCACUAUACUGCGGAAACUGUAAGGAGAAAUUGGAAACAGCCUGCUUCAGAUGUUUGCAAUGCGGUGAAAUUGUUUCCAGUCCGAAAUGCGAUCCCAGGGGGUCAAACGAAGAUCGAGCUCCUCUAUCAAGGCCGUUUGAUCAUCCUUCUUGUUCAAGAGGUCGACUGGCUUCCCGAGGAAGGGGCUUCCAUGCACCGCAUUUCGCGUGUCCAAGAGGUGGGUUUUCUCCUCGAGGAAGUUUCGAUUCUCGGCAUCGACCAAAUUUCAGCACAACAGUUCCAUUCCCAGGAGCAAAUCGUGGCUGUGGGUUCGGUCCUCGAGGAUUUGGUGGUUUUCCUCCCGGAUGUCCUUUUCCAGCAUCAUUUGGACCCAUGUCGGGACAAGGUGGUAUUGAAGAUUUCUCACAGAUGCAUGGCCGUGGCUUCGGUCCCUUUUCUCCUCGGGGAGGCGCGGGAUUCCCUCGGGGAGUCCCUGGAAGGGGAAUGGCUCGCGGGCGGGGCGGGUUUUGCCGAGGUCGAGGGGGCUUCCCACCAUUUUCAGGAUCUCGAGGUAUGGGCUGUGUUGAUUGCGAUUGCAAUCACCUAAGGGUUUUUCCUGAGAUGGUUGAGGAAAAUAAUGAUGGUGGCAUUGGGGGUGCUUGCAAUUGUGUUGCCCCUGAGAAGGGAGAAGAAAAUCGUCCUGAUGCAAGGGAGGGUUCCCCAAUAAUGAUCGAGGAAAGUGUUCAUCAUGUCAAGGGGAAUGAUGCCACAGAGCCAGUAUGUGUUGAUCAUGAAGGGUAA